Messenger RNA from Peromyscus maniculatus bairdii (prairie deer mouse), 4730 nucleotides. It is a transcript of the gene Fyco1, whose product is annotated as FYVE and coiled-coil domain autophagy adaptor 1. Lineage: Eukaryota; Metazoa; Chordata; Mammalia; Rodentia; Cricetidae. Gene Ontology annotation, molecular function: metal ion binding. The record is from RefSeq and is a predicted model, not a curated record. Gene Ontology annotation, biological process: plus-end-directed vesicle transport along microtubule; positive regulation of autophagosome maturation. Gene Ontology annotation, cellular component: late endosome; lysosome; autophagosome.
CAUGCCGGGAGUCGUAGUCCGCGCGCGCCCUUGGUGUACUGUGCGCUUCAUGGCCGCUGGCAAUACGCUCUCCUACUCUUCCGCUCGGCCUUAGAAAGUUUCGUUUCUGCCCGGCGGUGGACCCACGAGCGUGUGUGUCACCAUGAAGUCUGACCACUGCUGACUGGCAGCCACACAGCACUGAAGUGAUAGUCUGUCUUGGACCUACACAUCCCAGAAAGGGGGACACCAUGGCUUCUAACAGCGCUGAGACCCAGCUCCAGAGGAUCAUCCGUGAUCUACAAGAUGCAGUGACAGAACUAAGCAAUGAAUUUAAGGAAGGAGGAGAACCAAUCACAGAUGACAGCACCAGCUUACACAAGUUUUCUUAUAAGCUUGAGUAUCUUCUGCAAUUUGAUCAGAAGGAGAAGGCUAGCCUCCUGGGUAACAAGAAGGACUAUUGGGAUUACUUCUGUGCGUGCCUAGCCAAGGUGAAAGGAGCAAAUGAUGGGAUCCGAUUUGUCAGGUCCAUCUCUGAGCUCCGAACAUCUCUGGGAAAAGGCAGAGCUUUCAUUCGCUACUCUUUGGUGCACCAGAGGUUGGCAGACACUUUGCAGCAGUGCUUCAUGAACACUAAAGUGACCAGUGACUGGUAUUAUGCAAGAAGCCCCUUUCUGAAGCCAAAGCUGAGCUCUGACAUCGUGGGACAAUUAUAUGAGCUGACUGAGGUUCAGUUUGAUCUAGCAUCAAGGGGCUACGACCUGGAUGCCGCCUGGCCGACAUUUGCCAGGAGGACACUGGCCACCAGCUCUUCUGCUUACAUGUGGAAACCCCCAAGCCGAAGCUCCAGCAUGAGCAGUUUAGUGAGCAACUACUUGCAGACUCAAGAGAUGGCCUCCAGUUUUGACCUAAAUAGUUCUCUAAACAAUGAAGCACUAGAAGGUUUUGAUGAGAUGCGACUGGAGCUGGACCAGUUGGAGGUUCGGGAGAAACAGCUACAAGACCAUGUACAGCAGCUAGACAGGGAGAACCAAGCACUUCGAGUGAUGAUCAGCAGGCAAGGGGAGCAGCUUCAGGUAGAAAAGGAGAAGGGGUACCCUACAGUGGAGGAUAGCAUUGGCCUCCUGGGCCUGGUGGCAGAGCUCCGGAAGCAGGGGGAAGUCACCAUGGCUACAGUGAAGAAGCUACAGAAAUGUCUGCAGGCCUCGGAGCUGAAUGUAGAUAAGAAAGAGAACAGCCUCUUAGCCCUGCAGCUUGAGACCAUGGCACAGGAACUUGAGGCUGUGAGAAACUCUCUGGAUAGGAAUAACCAGCUUCUAGCCAGCCUUUCAGAUUGCCUAGCUAGGACCGAGAAAGCAGCAAAUCCAGCUCAGGACACAAAGUUUCUUCAAGAGCCAGUUCCUGCUGACAUGGCCCUAAAGUUCCAGGAACUGAAGGGAAAACUUGAAGCCCUAGAAGGAGAAAACACCAAGGCCCAGGAACUCAAUAGGCAGCAGAAUAUCAAGCUAGAGCAGCUGGCCAAGGAACUACAGCUGAAGGAGGAGGCCCGGGCUGGCCUAGAGCACUUAGUGAAGGAUGUGGCCCCACUUCAGGAAGAGCUAGCUGGGAAGAAGCAAGAGUCAGCUCAGCUCCGGCGACAACUACAGGAAUCCCUGGGCCACUUGAGCUCUGUGGAGGAGGAGCUGGCAGAAGCCAGGCAGCAAGAAAAGCAGCAUCGAGAAGAAAAGCAGCUGCUGGAACAGGAGGCCAAGUCUCUGACAUGGCACCUGCAACUUCUAGAGACCCAGUUAGCACAGGUGAGUCAGCUUGUGAGCGACCUGGAGGAGCAGAAGAAGCACCUUAUGCAGGACAGAGACCGUCUCAGCCAGAAAGUGGGCACACUGGAGCAGCUAGCUGAGGUGCAUGGGGCCAACAAGAAUAGGGAGACUCUGGCCUCCCUAAGCUCUGUCCCACCACAGACUGGGGAGAUGCCAGAAGAGGGGCAGCAAUACCUCCAGGAAGAACAGCUAAACAAUACCACAGUGCCAGGGGGAGAUCAGGAGGAAUUGCAAAAGGUCAACCAGGAGCUACAGAAGGAGCUGCAGAACAUGGCUGUGCGCAACCAGCUCCUAGAAGGAAAACUUCAAGCCUUGCAAACAGAUUACAAGGCACUGCAGCAGCGAGAGACAGCCAUCCAGGGCUCCUUAGCCUCCCUGGAAGCUGAGCAGGCCAGCAUCCGGCACCUGGGAGACCAAAUGGAAGCAAGCCUCUUGGCUGUGAGGAAAGCCAAGGAGACUAUGAAGGCCCAGGUGGCAGAGAAGGAGGCUGCCCUGCAGAGUAAGGAGGGUGAGUGCCGGCGGCUGCAAGAAGAGGCAGAUCAGUGCCGGCUUCGGACAGAGGCCCAGGACCAGGAGCUCAGGGCUCUUGAGAACCAGUGCCAGCAGCAGAUUCAGUUGAUUGAGGCCCUCUCUGCAGAAAAAGGCCACCAGGGACUCAGCCUACCACAGCUCAACACAGCCCAACUGGCCCUGUCUCAAGCACAGCUAGAAGUUCACCAGGGGGAGGCCCAGCGGUUACAGAAUGAGGUGGUGGACCUCCAAGCCAAGCUCCAAGUGGCCUUAGGUGACCGAGACAAGUUACAGAGCCAGCUGGGUGUGGCUGAGGCGGUCCUGAGGGAGCACAAGACCCUGGUGCAACAACUGAAAGAGCAGAAUGAAGCCCUCAACAGGGCCCAUGUUCAGGAACUGCUGCAGUGCUCAGAGCGAGAAGGGAUACUGCAGGAGGAGAGCAUCUACAAGGCCCAGAAGCAGGAGCAAGAGCUACGAGCCCUGCAGGCAGAGCUGUCACGGGUGAGGUGCAGCUCUGAGGGAGCCCACCUGGAGCAUGCAGAGCUACAGGACCAGCUGCAUCGAGCCAACACAGACACAGCUGAGCUUGGCAUACAGGUCUGUGCCCUGACAGCCGAGAAGGAUCGGAUGGAGGGGGCCCUGGCCAGCUUGACGCAGGAGCUCCGGGACUCCAAAGAGGCAGCACUCCGGGAACAAAAGGGCUUGGAGCUUCAAGUGAUGGGACUAAAGCAAGAAAAGGAGAGCUUGCAGGAAAAGCUUAAGGCAGCUGAGGAGGCAGCUAGUUCAUUCUCUGGUCUACAGGCACAGCUGGCUCAGGCUGAGCAGCUGGCUCAGAGCCUCCAAGAAGCUGCACACCAGGAGCGAGAUGCCCUCAAGUUCCAGUUAAGUGCUGAGAUUAUGGACCACCAGAACAGAUUGAAGACAGCCAAUGAAGAGUGUGGGCGCCUCAGGGCCCAGCUAGAAGAGCAAAGCCAGCAGCUACAAAUGACUCAGGAGGCUAUGCAGGAGCUGAGGGUCACCAAGGCAGCCAUGGAGGAGAAGCUGAACUGUACCAGCAGCCACCUUGCAGAGUGCCAGGCCACUUUGCAGCACAAAGACGAAGAAAGCACUACUCUUCAAAUAAGCCUAGAAAGAACUCAGAAGGAACUUGAAAAAGCCACAUCAAAAAUCCAAGAAUAUUACAACAAACUCUGCCAGGAGGUAACAAACAGGGAAAGGAAUGACCAGAAAUUGCUUGCAGACCUAGACGACCUGAAUAGAACCAAGAAAUACCUUGAGGAACGGCUGAUAGAGCUGCUCAGGGACAAAGAUGCACUCUGGCAAAAGUCUGAUGCACUGGAAUUCCAGCAAAAGCUUAGUGCUGAAGAGAAAUGUCUUGGGGACAUGGAGGCCAACCACUGCCAUGACUGCAAGCGGGAGUUCAGCUGGAUAGUGCGGCGGCACCACUGCAGGAUAUGUGGCCGAAUCUUCUGUUACUACUGCUGUAACAACUAUGCUGUGACUAAGCCCAGUGGCAAGAAGGAACGCUGCUGCCGAGCCUGCUUCCAGAAGUUCGGCGAAGACCCUGGAUCCCCUGAUAGCAGUGGUUCUGGCACAAGCCAGGAAGAGCCUAGCCCCAUGGUUUCACCAGCUGAAGCAGGCCCCCAGGCCAUAGGAAACCCAGGAGCAAAUUCAGUCUGCAGACCACCAGAUGAUGCUGUGUUUGACAUCAUCACUGAUGAGGAAUUGUGCCAGAUCCAAGAAUCUGGCUCCUCCUUGCCUGAAACACCCACUGAAACUGAUUCAAUGGACCCAAAUAUGGCUGAACAAGAUACCACAUCAAACUCACUAACCCCUGAAGACACUGAAGACAUGCCAGUGGGGCAGGAUGCUGAAAUCUGCUUGCUGAAGUCAGGAGAGCUGAUGAUCAAAUUACCCCUCACAGUGGAUGAGAUCACCAGCUUUGGAGAGGGUAACAGGGAGCUGUUUGUGAGAUCCAGUACCUACAGCCUGAUCCCCAUCACUGUAGCAGAGCCUGGCCUCACUAUCAGCUGGGUAUUCUCUUCUGACCCCAAGAGCAUCUCCUUCAGUGUGGUCUUCCAAGAGACAGAAGACACACCGCUUGACCAGUGCAAGGUCCUCAUUCCCACCACCCGGUGCAAUUCCCACAAGGAGAGUAUCCGGGGCCAGCUAAAGGUCCGAACCCCUGGCAUCUACUUGCUUAUCUUUGACAACACCUUUUCCAGAUUUAUCUCCAAAAAAGUAUUUUACCACCUGACUGUUGACCGGCCUGUGAUCUACGAUGGAAGCGAUUUCCCAUAACAUCAGUACCUGAACUUUGAUAUCUCUUCAACAUCCACAGAAAACACUACUACUCCUCACCCAUCUCAUCAAACAUACAUAUUCACACACACACACAAAAUUUUAAAAAUUAAAAAAUUAGAA